UAAUGAAAUUACAUUUGCAGCACUCCGCUGAGGUCGAAAAUGGGUGGCGUUGCCCCAAGGUUCCUCUUCCUCCUCGGCGCUCCCAUCCCUCUUCUCCGCCGCCACCACCACCACCGCCGCAACCUCUUCCUCUUCCCUUCCCACUCCCAUUCCCUGCGCCUCCCUUCCUUCUCCUUCUCAUCCUCUCCCUCUCUCCCACUCAAACUCAAAGCCUCUCACUCCUCCGCCUGGCCCGAGUGGUCCUCAUUCCUCUCCCACAUCUCCUCCGCCGGCUACCUCCCCUCCCUCCCCGACCACGCCUUCGUCGAAGCCGCCGCCAACCUCCCCCACUCCUUCCUCCACGACGCCGCCGCCUGCUUGGCCUUCGCCCGCGACCGACCUAACCUUCUCAGGUUGCUUUCUGUGAGAGACAUUGCGGCUGUCGUUGAGCAUGGCUCCCCCUUUCUCUUCCGCGACGCUGAGGAUUCCGUCAGGAAGAUGAGGUCCUUUCUCUCCGACGCUCAUGCCAAUGACGCUGAUAGAGCAAAUACAGUUGAUCUAAUGAAGUUUCUGCUGAGUUAUGCAAGUAACCCAUUUGUCUCUUCAGAAGGGAACAGUCUCAAUAAAAGAGAACUUGUUGAAUCAUCUGUCAGAAAUCUAUUCGGUGAACUUUUCAAGCUGAGUUAUAGUGCACCUGGUCCUAACUCUUUUGCUUCAGUACAAAAUCAAAUGGCUGGCAGAUUUGGAGAGACAAAGCCUCCUGGACAAAAAAUUGAAAUGAAGAGGGGUGAUUGGGUUUGCCCAAGGUGUAAUUUCAUGAAUUUUGCAAGAAACGUCAAAUGUCUUGAGUGUGAGGAAGCAAGGCCGAAAAGACAACUGGCUGGAGGUGAAUGGGAAUGUCCUCAGUGUGAUUUCUACAACUAUGGGAGGAAUAUGACUUGCUUAAGGUGUGAUUGCAAGCGACCUGGACAAAUAUCUUUGGGUGCCACUGAUACCAUGUCAAAUAUGGGGUACGAAAAUGGAAACAAUCCUAAUACUUCAGAUGUCAAUGUGAGGUUAGCUGCUAAUGAAGAAAAGGCACAGCGUUGGUUUAGCAAGGUUUCUCAACUAGACAGCGGUGCUGAUAUUAACAGUGUGAUAGCAGAUGAAGAUUUUCCUGAAAUAAUGCCAUUGAGGAAAGGGGUAAAUAGAUUUGUUGUAAGCACAAGGAAAACUCCAUUGGAGAGGAGGUUGGCUAAUGCUCAAUACAAGAGAAACUUGUCCAAUAAUGACAAUCCCGGGAUUGAGGAUUUUAAAGCUGGGGAACCAAUCAAGUCCCAUGACACACUGGAUGACAUUCUAGGUCGUUCAGCUGGCUUUCCUCAAUCUGACAAUAAGAACACUUUUGCUGAACAAAAUACCAGUGGAGACAGCCUGCCUUCAUUUGCUAGUAACAACACUAGUACUGUUCCUCCCAUUCCAUUGUCUGCAGACGCACUUGCGCAAAAGUCCGAGAACUUUCUAGCAGAGGAAAGGAAAAAGGUGGUAUUCGACACUGAUGUUAGAUAUGCUAGUUCUGGAGACAGUUCACAGCUUUAUAAUAAUUCUACAAGCCAAAGCAUCAUAGAGGAUAAGGAGAAAGAGCAAGCAGAAAAAUCUGAGAGGUGGUUUAGAAAGGUUUCUGAGCUGAAUGAUUUUCCAGAUAUAACAAGUGCAAUAUCUGAUGAGGAAUUCCCUGAAAUAAUGCCUAUGCGUAAAGGAGAAAAUCGAUUUGUUGUUAGCAAGAAAAAGGAUCGUUCUUUGACAACACCAGCAUAUAAGAGACGCGCGGCCAUGGAGCAAUCCGGCAAAACCAACUUUGUCCCCUUUGUUCCCUUCCCCCCAGAUUACUUUGCCAAAAAGGACAAGCAGCAGACAGAAGGAGCUGCAGAUUCAGCGGAUACUUCCAAUGAUGAUACAUCUUCCAUAUCUGAAAUGGCAGAGAAGCCUCCAGAGAUCUCAGAUGGUGCUAGAGCUAGACCUGAACAAGGUCCAAAAUCUUCUGAGCAGAGCUCAAAUAACAAUGAUGUUGGUGCUAUGUAUAGGGCAACAACUGGUGGAAAUUCAAGGCAGAGUUUCAGUCAAGAUCAUGUUCCGAAUUUGACAGGGAGUUCAACCCCAAGUCCAGCUUCUGAGAACCAGAGUGUUAGAGCAGAAUGGUCAGGACAGAGUUUGGAGGGGUCAGCUGUGAAGGAACCAGAUCCUUUGGACAUGUCAGAGGAGGCAAAGGCGGAGAGGUGGUUCCGUCGCGUGGCGCAGAUUAAGGAUAUUUCUGAGCUCAGUCAGAUUCCAGAUGAAGAUUUUCCUUCAAUAAUGCCUAUGCGCAAAGGGGUGAACAGAUUUGUUGUAAGCAAGAGGAAAACGCCACUGGAAAGGAGAUUGUCAUCUAAGCAGUACCGAAGAAAUCUUCCAACUGUGAGCUCAGAUCCUAUUAAAAACGAAAAUGAAGGCAGCUGAAGAGUAGUGAUAUUAUUAUCCAUUUGUUUCAUUCUUCAAUGUGAAGUUAAAACGUUGGCAAAUAUAGAAAAGGAUAACGAAGAUGAUGGAAAACACUACCACUCAAACCUUUUAUUUACACCUGUAACAGAGUUUUGACAUCAAGUAUUUAUCUUUGUUGAGGUGAUCUUGCUUUAUAUCAUGUUGAGGGACUAGCUUGAGAAAUUUCAUAAAUAAGUGAUGCAUUAAAACAGUUGUUUU
Cajanus cajan (pigeon pea) is the source of this 2694-nucleotide messenger RNA. It is a transcript of the gene VAR3, whose product is annotated as zinc finger (Ran-binding) family protein. Gene Ontology annotation, molecular function: mRNA binding. The record is from RefSeq and is a predicted model, not a curated record. Lineage: Eukaryota; Viridiplantae; Streptophyta; Magnoliopsida; Fabales; Fabaceae. Gene Ontology annotation, cellular component: cytoplasm.